AUGCUGAUCAAGUCGUUGCCCAUUGUUCACAGGAUGAUCUAUGCUGAUCCAAGUCGUUGCCCACUGUUCGCAGAGACCAUGCUGAUCCAAGUCAUUGCUCACCGUUCGCAGUUUUCUGUGAAUGUGUCAAUCCUUAACAGCAAUGCUGAUCAAGUCGUUGCCCACCGUUCGAAGGAUGAUGAAGUCAGUGUGUCGACCCUCAUUCGAGCAACAGCCAUGCUGAUCAAGUCGUCCCCGACCAUUCGAAGGAUGAUGUCGCAGGCUCACAUGGGUGCGGUUAAGGGUGCGGGUGCGAGUGAGGUCUCCGACACCUCAGGGUUUACCCGUACAGAUCCUUAG
Molecule: messenger RNA, 339 nt
Organism: Suillus plorans
Lineage: Eukaryota; Fungi; Basidiomycota; Agaricomycetes; Boletales; Suillaceae
Exons: 6
Coding region: 1-339 (112 amino acids)
Source: RefSeq, a predicted model, not a curated record